Brassica rapa (field mustard) is the source of this 360-nucleotide messenger RNA. RefSeq lists its product as uncharacterized. NCBI's taxonomy places the organism in Eukaryota, Viridiplantae, Streptophyta, Magnoliopsida, Brassicales, Brassicaceae. The record is from RefSeq and is a predicted model, not a curated record. Gene Ontology annotation, biological process: defense response.
AUGGAAGUCUCUUCUGGUGACCUUGAAGUUAAGUCUCCAGCUGACAAGUUCUUUAGAUCUGUCACCGACGACAUAAACGGCCCUUUUGAUAACAUAGAGGAUAAGAUGGAGACGAUGAAUUUGGAGGAUAGAACAUUGACGAUGAGAAUGAGUGGCUGUCUAAUCUCGGAAAGUUACAAGACGGUCAAAGCAACCAUCACGGUCAGUCCUAAGGAAGAUGGGGAAGGUAGCCGCGUGGCGUGGAGGGUUGAGUUCGAGAAGAUUCGUCAUGACAUCGAAGAUCCACUCUUGAUAAUCGACACUCUUAUCGACGUUCUUGUCAAUUACUUAAAGGAGACCGAUGGAAAUCUCCUUCAAUAA